AUGUCAGAUGAAUUGACUCUCGCAGGCGUUCCAGCCCGUGAAGAUUGUCCAAGCUGCCCGGAAAACGGAGAGCGUUGCGCUCUACAUAAGAGCAUGUAUCUUCGUGCCUUGGAAAGACAACAGGAGUCAAUCACCGUGGAUCAGGUUCAACAAGCAUAUCACCUCAGGCCUGAUGGACAUAACGAACAGCAGGUCAGCGAGCAGACCAAAACGUCAAAGACUCAGGCUCAGGAGGAGAAUCGGUUAAAGACUCAGGAGGGUCAGAUGAUCAAGGCUUUAAAGAGGAUGAACUUUGAGGAAAGUAGAAGACAUCACGAUCUUACUCAAAAGCAGAAGAAGCGCGCCAGAAGACGUGAAAAGGCUGCUCUGCAAAUUUCUGACCCGAUCAAGAUUGCCGAAAAACAAGAAAAAGCUGCCCGACGUGCUGCCAACCCAGAGAGGAUUGCAAAGCUGGAAGCUCACAAACAGAAAGUAGCCGAGAACAAGGCUCGGACUCAAGCUAGACGCGUCCGCCAAAUGGAACAGCACAAACAGCACGGCAAAAGCAGCGUUCUCAUGGACGACAUUGCCGAAGCAAAUGAGGCCUUGGAGCAUGCAACGACCUACGUUAGAGAAAAUGACUAUGUUUCAAGUGGCCCGGUUAUCAGAACCAGGGGUCAAAUCGCCGCUCGCGAAUGUCAUGAGAAGAUCCAAAGCCUUGUCUUGAUGCAUAGCAUGCCUGAGGAGACCGGCACAGACGCCUUCUUAACCCGCGCAGACUCUCUGAUUGACCAGACGCUUGCAUCGUCCAGCUCCGCCCUAUCGCCAACCGAUCGAAAGAAUCUCGAAGAAGCACUGAGCCUCGUCCGCACUGUACAGUUGCUUUCGAGCAAAGACUACCGCCCUCAGCGAAUCAGUACCGGCGAUGAAUGGGCCGAUCGUGCCAUCCGUGGUAUGCCGAUCAAACAGGAACACACAUCUGAAAGCAGUCUCAACGCCCAAGAGAAUGGUCUAGGAUUCAACGGUCGUCUUAGGGGUGGAGCUAGCCCUGCAAGGGGUCUCUCGCAGAGUGGUGAGACUGAGCGAGAUACCAUGAUGGAUUAG
Aureobasidium melanogenum CBS 110374 is the source of this 1083-nucleotide messenger RNA. RefSeq lists its product as uncharacterized. The record is from RefSeq and is a predicted model, not a curated record. Bases 1 to 1083 code for a protein of 360 amino acids. The transcript is spliced from 2 exons. NCBI's taxonomy places the organism in Eukaryota, Fungi, Ascomycota, Dothideomycetes, Dothideales, Saccotheciaceae.